This is a messenger RNA of Ilyonectria robusta, 2396 nucleotides long. RefSeq lists its product as uncharacterized. NCBI's taxonomy places the organism in Eukaryota, Fungi, Ascomycota, Sordariomycetes, Hypocreales, Nectriaceae. The record is from RefSeq and is a predicted model, not a curated record. Gene Ontology annotation, biological process: regulation of Golgi organization. The coding region runs from base 14 to 1981 and encodes 655 amino acids. Gene Ontology annotation, cellular component: cytosol. The transcript has 6 exons.
CCCCUCGACGCGAAUGCCCAUUGCCUUUCUUGGAUCGCGACUGCGCUGCGCUGGCAGCUCUCGAGACUUGAGACUCGGUCGCCGGUUCUCGAUAUCCCAGCUUCCCAUGGAGGCUUCACCACUCACCCGCCAACUCCCCCCGGAGGUCUUUACCCCGAAGAUCAUCCAGCUCUACGACUCGCUGUUCAAGUACGAUGACGUCGACGAGAAGACGGACGGCUUCUGGGCCGAGUUCUUCCUCCUGCGACCCGACCGAGCUAUCCUGAGGAGCACCUUGAGCAAGCUGAGCCCCAACGAUGUCCUGCUUCUCGAGGACCGGACGAGGGAGCUGUUUGUGAGAGCGAUAGCAACAGUCAAGACUGGACAUGGAGUGGCGCCGCUACAUGCGCUGGACACCCUGAGUGUCUUCCUGUCCUGCCUCCUGUGCAAGAGAUACCCCCACCCGAGCUCCGAUAUCAUGGUUGUACUGGCCGGCCUCGACCAUAUCGAUAGUGUCUUUACUGAGUUCGUCGGAGCGCUGGACGGAAUCGUCCGGAACGGCAAGACCUUGGAAAUCCGGUAUAGGGCUGUGGAAGUGCUCUUGGCAGUUACGGCGGGGGCCUAUCAGACGACUCUCCUGACCUAUCUGAUCCAGAGAGAUUUGUUCCCCUCAGUCAUGAAGCUGAUCCAAGACUCCGACUCCCCAACCCACAUCCUUGAGCCCUUUACCCUCAUUGGCCUGCUUACCAACUACAACAAGUUCGAGUUUCAGAACCCCUACCAACUCCGUCUGAAUGACUUUGUGAACGAGGCCGCGAUCCAGAAGAUCAUCAGAUCUGUUGGCAACACCUGCCAAACCGUGCGAUCACGGUACAUCAAGAUCCAGGAUGACCUGCCUGAGGGCUGGACUUUUAGCGGCACUCUGAAUAUGAUCGGACUGGGAGCUAUCGCACCUGGGCCUAAGCCGGUUAAGAAGCCGGUCUACGAUGUUGAGACCGCGAAGAGGCUAUUCACUCAGCUACCAGAAGAACAAGCCGCUGUCCUGUUGGCAACAUAUGACUUCGCUCAUGCCAACAAACUGUUUUGCUUCAAUCUGGUGACAAUGGCUGCUGAAAAGGACGAAGAGCAGCCCAUCGCCAGCUACCUUUCCCUAACCUCCUAUCUCCUGCAACACGCAUACCUGUCUCCCCGUGCCACCUACUACGCCCACCUUAAUAUCAUGGUGCUACGCCUUCUCAUAGAGGACCCUGUGAUCUGCAAGCGCAUCUGCAGUGAAGACUCCAAGGUGCCGGUGCGCCUGUGCCGGCAGCGCCAGCCCUUCUUGCCGCUGGUCAAGGGCGAGCGCGUCCUUGCCGUCUCGGUCCUCGACACAAUGAUCGAUGCCAUUAACCACAACCUCCGGAAGCGCCUCGAUGUCAGCCUCUAUACUCUCUGUUUUGGCAUUAUGAUGCGCAUCAUCUCCUACCUCUCCCGCACACGCACACGCCUCGAAUACCACUGGGGCGAGUUCUUUCGUUCUCUGCUUUCCAUCAUCCGCUUUCUUGCUACCUACACAUCUGAUCUUAAGGAUCUGCCGCACAUUGAAACCCUCCUCGACCACGUCGUCAAUCUUAUUGCCCUGUCUCUCUCUGCCGGCGAGGCCUUCCUCCCCACCCCCGCCGCCUACGACGACCUCUUCUAUAAGGUCGUCGAAUCGGGCGAGGUGCUUACCAAGUUUAAGGAGAACUACCGCCUAGCGAACCGCGGCAGCAACUCCAUCGACACCAUCAUCACCGUCAGCGCUCACUACAAGCAGAUGCUCUCCGAGGGUGGCGGCCGACGGAUCAGCUUGACCACCCAGGAGGUCACCGAAGUGAUCCGCCAGGGUUACGAGACGCUGAGCAUUCAGGCCAAGGAGGGGUUGGAUACGUGGGAGCGGUAUCGCGAGGCGGAUGAGAGGACACUGCUGAAGAAGAUGGCUAGGGCAGCUGUAGGGGAUGUGCGCGCCAUGGUUGAGCGAUAGAUUGAAUACCGACAUCUCUUUGCCGACUUAUGUAGCAGCGCAUCCGUGCUAUGCAUUGAUGCUUUGGCUUGUUACGAACUCACGGCUCUGUGAAGUCGGGAUCUACUUGGCUUUGGGAAAAGGAUGGUAUAUCUCAGCCUGAGCGCUGUCAGGUCUCAUUCUAACGAUCACGACGGGGCAUUGAUGGCAAGGAGCAAAAUUGAAAGAUCAUGAAUGGAAAUUUGCCAGAAAUAAACAAAAUAUCCUAGUCAUUUUCAGCUCCGGGAUAAUUGAUGGCGUCGGAACUUCUCAAGCUCUCUCAUCAUCUACCAUUCCCUCCAGCACUAUGAGAAUGGAUGUAGGAAAAUGGAAAAGAAACCGAGAAUAGACAUUUAGCGUUGUUAUAUUUCCAUUCAUUUAUUAUUUUAUGCUAUUA